Messenger RNA from Limanda limanda (common dab), 2078 nucleotides. Its product is annotated as GTPase KRas. The record is from RefSeq and is a predicted model, not a curated record. NCBI's taxonomy places the organism in Eukaryota, Metazoa, Chordata, Actinopteri, Pleuronectiformes, Pleuronectidae. Gene Ontology annotation, cellular component: plasma membrane. Gene Ontology annotation, molecular function: GDP binding; GTPase activity; GTP binding. Gene Ontology annotation, biological process: Ras protein signal transduction. Bases 30 to 596 code for a protein of 188 amino acids. The transcript is spliced from 5 exons.
CCCCCCCCCCCCCCCCAAGCUGAGCAGGCAUGACCGAGUACAAGCUGGUGGUGGUGGGGGCUGGAGGUGUGGGGAAGAGUGCUCUCACCAUCCAGCUCAUCCAGAACCACUUCGUAGACGAGUAUGAUCCAACCAUCGAGGACUCGUACAGAAAGCAGGUGGUGAUUGACGGAGAGACGUGUCUGCUGGACAUCCUGGACACGGCAGGUCAGGAGGAGUACAGCGCCAUGAGGGAUCAGUACAUGAGGACAGGAGAGGGCUUCCUCUGCGUGUUCGCCAUCAACAACAUCAAGUCCUUCGAGGACGUUCACCUCUACAGAGAGCAGAUCAACCGGGUGAAGGACAGUGACAGCGUUCCCAUGGUGCUGGUGGGGAAUAAGAGCGACCUGGGAACCCGCAAUGUGGAAUCACGCCAGGCGCAGGAGCUGGCACGCAGCUACGGCGUGCCGUUUGUGGAGACCUCUGCCAAAACCAGACAGGGUGUGGAGGAAGCGUUCUAUUCACUGGUACGGGAGAUUAGAAAAUAUAAGGAGACCAACCGCAGCAACAAGAAGAGCAAGAAGAACACUCAGAAGAGACGCUGUUUGAUACUAUAGCAAACCACACACACACGUACAGCAUUCUCUAUGGCACUUGUUUUCCUCCUCCCUCACACACUGCACCUCCUCUGUCACUUUGGAGGCUUCCAUCUCAGCUCCAGUCCAGACAGGGUAGCAGGCAAAAUCCAUCUUUACAGCCAUCACAGUUUCUACUAACAGCAAGCUGCCACGAGUUUUCAUCCAAUGUGCAGUUUGUUUUGAUGACCAAACUACUAGACGCGCUAGUUUUUAGUUGAAUGGUUUUUUUUGGUUACAUUUGUGAAAACUAAAUUUGAGUCUGUGGUAGAAGGAUUUAUUUUCCAAGAACCUGUGAGAAGUUGUUUGUAUAGAAAAUUCGCAUUUUCUAAUUACGUAUAAUCCGGCCAGUGUUUUCUGCUCCUGUUGACUCUAGGUGGUCACGGGUUCACGGAAGUGCGUCACUGCACUUUGCACAGUAACAGGUGAUGUUUCUAAUGCAUCACACGGAACUCAACACAAUCUGCAGGUGAUCUGUUGCAUGUUCGUCAUGGAUCCUGAUGACCUGGAUGCUUUUUGUUCUUGUGAAAAUGCUUUGCUUCCAAGAAAAUGUUUGUCUCCUCUCUCCCUUGUGUUUUUUGAUAGUUUUGUCAUCUGGGUCUUGAAACACAAAAGAAAUCUAUAUACAGUUGGGUUCUUUUUUUGUCCCACAAAGUCCAUAAGUUAAAGAAAGAACUGUAGCAGGAUAGCAUGAGUGACAAAAGCUUCAAAGCUGUGUUCCAGUCUCCAAGGCGCACUUUAUCCAUUCCACGUUUUGUUUAUUAAGUUAGACUUUAGGAUCAGUGGUAGUGCCAGUUCAACUGAAUGAGCGCUGUGUCAAGUCCGACCCCUGCUUCCAUAACUCCUAGUCAUUAUUCAUUUAUCAUCUGAAGUGCUGGCAUAGUCCAAAGUCGCACUGCAUUCCAAAGUCCACUUUGGAAUGCAGGCCCAGUGUGGUUGGUGGUUGUAAGUCACUGUCUCCCACUUCAGCCUCUGCUUCACCACACUCCACCAGAGCAUGUAGUGUGUGUGCAACUGUCCACGUGGGGACAUGAAACCACUCAAACCAGUGGUGUAAUGCAGCAGCCUCACAGUUACUGUCAUGUAUCCGAUCCCUCUCAAUGCUGGAUCAACACAUUCAGUAGCUCAACAUUUUUCUAUUGCAGCGUUUAUCUUUUUUGAUAAUUACCAUCGCUCUUAAAAUGUAAUGGAUUUAAGUUUUUGUACCACAACAGAUUGUCACUGUUUAAAGAAAACAUCUGCAUUGAGAAACAUCUGUCCACAUAGUUACUGAAAUUAUAUCAAAAGGUAAAUGAGAGAACUUCAGCCAAGUAUAGAAUUUAUCCAUCAUGCUCCUAAUGCCCGACUCGUCACUUUGACGUGAUGUAAUUCAAAUGUAAAAACAUGUAACGUGAUUGGAUCUGACACUGACGGCUAUGUAACAUCACUCUGCUGUAAUGAACAAGUAAACGUCUGUAGCUUUCA